This is a messenger RNA of Phymastichus coffea, 2650 nucleotides long. Its product is annotated as facilitated trehalose transporter Tret1-like. The transcript is spliced from 5 exons. The record is from RefSeq and is a predicted model, not a curated record. Bases 63 to 1496 code for a protein of 477 amino acids. Gene Ontology annotation, biological process: transmembrane transport. Gene Ontology annotation, cellular component: membrane. Lineage: Eukaryota; Metazoa; Arthropoda; Insecta; Hymenoptera; Eulophidae. Gene Ontology annotation, molecular function: transmembrane transporter activity.
UUGAAAGUGAAUCUACUUGCAGGGUAUUUUUAAACAGUUGUUGAACUCGUCGAAUUUACAAAAUGUUUGACGUACCGCUCAAUGGACAGCUGCGACAGUUCUUAGCUGCGAUUAUCGUAAAUUUGAUGACAAUUUCAUUCGGUAUAAGUUGUGGCUGGCCAUCGUCUAUUAUACCUCAACUACGUUCAAAUUCCUCACCAAUUGGCAAAGUACCAAUGAGCGAACAACAAAUUUCAUGGAUUGGUGGUUUGUUGCCAAUUGGUGGUUUACUGAUGAUUCCAUUAUGUGGCAUCCUUACCGAACGUCUUGGUCUUAGAAAUUUCGCUUUCUUAACUGGACUGCCACAUAUCGUCUCUUGGCUACUCAUUAUUUUCGCACAGAAUUACUUCUACAUUUAUGCGGCCAGGUUGAUUAUCGGAAUGGCUGGUGCCAUGACAUUCUUCAUUGUACCAAUGUACGUAAGUGAGAUCGCCAAAGAGGACAUUCGUGGUGUCCUCGGCAGUCUUCUUUCACUUUCAGCAAAUACCGGUGUACUGUUUGCCUUUGUCGCUGGGACUUUUUUGUCCUAUCGACUGUUCGCCAGUCUAUGCCUUAUCUUCCCGAUCGUCUGCAUUGCGACUAUUUUAUUCAUACCUGAAACGCCGGUCUAUCUAGUAAAGCAAAGCCGCCAACUCGAGGCUCACAAAUCACUCAUGUUUUUUCACGAUAACAAUCGAUCUCUCGUGGAAGAAGAAUUAGCUAGACUACAGCAACAAGUAAAUGCAUCGAACCGCACUUCAAAGUCAUUUAGUGUCGGUGAAUUCUUUAGCGAUCGAGCUACACGCAAAGGUCUGAUUAUUUCAAUUGGUUUAAUCGCAGGUCAACAGUUCAGCGGAAUUUUCGCUAUGUUGAGCUAUGCUGAAACGAUAUUCCAACGAGCAGGCUCGUCAGUAUCAUCACAAACAGCGCCGAUAAUAAUCGGCACGAUUCAAAUAUUCGGCGCGUAUAUGUCGACGAUGCUGAUGGAUCGCGUGGGUCGUCGAUUAUUGACGCUCAUCUCGUGUUCUGGCACGACUAUUAGCCACGCGCUUGUCGCUACAUUUUUUUAUCUGCAGAAAAAUAAUUACGAUGUCAACUCGAUCUCGUGGUUACCAGUUGUUGCUCUGUCAACUUACAUCAUCGCUUACGCCCUUGGUAUGGCAAGUGUACCGUUGAUCAUCGUUUCUGAAGUGUUUCGUUUGAGCGUCAACAGUUACGCGACGACUUUGUGCUUGAUACUUUUCUGGGCGAUGAGUUUCACGUCGAUAAAGAUUUUCGAUUUGACGAUGGAUUUUUUCGAUGCCGAUGGCUGCUUUUUUAUGCUUGCUUGUUGCUGCUUGACUGCAUUUAUCUUUACUUGCUGUAUGAUGCCAGAAACUAAAGGAAGGAAAAGGGAGGAUAUCGUUAAUGAGUUAGCUGGUGUUGAUAAAGCUCGUUGUAAAAAGGACAAGAAACAUGUUGAGGAACAGGUGCGCUGAUGAUUUAUCGUUUGUUUCUCCAUUGGAAAUCAUCGUACAAAAUUUAAACAAAAUAUGCAUAUACAUAGCACGUAAGUAAUAUGUAUGUAUGUACAUAUCAUGUACGUACAAAUUUCGUAUGUAUUAUGUACCAAAUUAUAAUAAACAUUCUCAUUAACUCAGCCUCAUUGAAAAAGGAAAAUACAAAUAAUUUUAUAUUUAAUAGUUAAGGGUAAAUGAUGCUGGUCAACGAUUUCGAUCUUUGUUGAUUCUAAUAGUUUCAUAAUAAUUGAAUUAUUUUUGUCUAUUUUAUUACCUAUUUUUUUUAAUAAUUUAAUAAUGUAACAGGUUCAGUUCCGCAGCUACCUGAUUCUAAAGGAUACCCGGUAUAAUGACAUUUUUGACUAAGGUACAAAAGCUGAUGUGCAUUGUUCAUCAUAGCGCUUUGUCCGUAAAGUUUUUCUAUACACUUGCAACGCAUUUUUUCAAACGUCUAUUAACGUCAGUCAAAUCAUUUCCAUAUAUUUGUUCUUAUUUAUUUUUUUCAAAAUCUGUAUUUAUUCUGCCAACAAUUGCCAGUUUUACUAAUGUUUUUCAAAACUAUGUGUUGAUUUUAGAAUAGGUAGCCGUAUAAUAGCUAAUUCAUCCACUCUCUUAACUUUUGGUUGUUUUACUUUUUCAAUAUACCUGUUAUGAGCAGUAUACCAUAUACUCGUAUGAGCUAUAACGUGUCUAAAAGAGCACGUUUUUCUGGUAUAUUAUCGAGUAGUAUAAGAGGUAUUUUAUAACUUUUAAAUAUUCUAAACCACAAAGCCGCAAUUAUUGUUUUACUUGAUCGUACAAAAUACUUCAGUAGAAACUUCAUUUAAUAACAUUUGUAUCGAUCAUAUUGAAUAAUUAAAACUUUUCCAAACAGGCGAUCCAUCGGUAAUUAUAAUACAAGUUAUAUAUGAACUUUGCAGUUCAAUACUAUUAUAAAUGUCAUUAAUAAUACACUGUCAUAGAAUUUAUCAUACAUCUCCAACAGUUGUUAGACUUAUUCUUUUAUAUUUAAAGUUAUAAAAAAGCUAACGUUGUUCUCUAUACCAGAUGCAUUGAUGACAAAAUAUAGUGCGUUCAAUAUUCUAUUAAAAGGUCUAAGGGAUAUUUUAGAUUUUGAGAUAAACAGCAUGGAA